CAGGCCAAGUUCUCCCGCUGUCCCGGGUCCUGGAGCUCUCCGGGCCGGGUAUGUCUGUCACCGCUCUGGUGCCUCUUUUGCGGGCCGGGCCACCGCGUGUGUAGGAUUGAGUAAGAAGCUGGUACAAGGCUGAGGUUGUUGAGCUCCAAGGCUCUGCGCUCCGGGUAAGGUGCCUGCUGGGACCCUGGCGAGCUCAGCUCCCUGGUCAGGCAGGUGCCAGAACACUGUGCUGUGGUGUCUCCAGCAGCCCUGAGGGCUCUGUGCUCACCCUGUCCUGGUGGUGUCUGAGUUCGAACAUGGUGCAAAAAUACCAGUCUCCUGUCCGAGUGUACAAGUAUCCAUUUGAGCUGGUCAUGGCGGCCUACGAGAAACGCUUCCCCACCUGCCCUCUCAUUCCCGUUUUCCUGGGUAGCGAAAUCCUGGGCGAGUGGAGAAGCGCGGAUGGAGCCGUGCACACGGUGGAGAGGAGCUGCCGGCUGCGUGUGGACGCCCCGCGGCUGCUGCGGAAGAUCGCUGGUGUGGAGCACGUGGUCUUUGUGCAGAGAAACGUCCUCAACUGGAGAGAGAGAACACUGCUGAUAGAUGCCCACAAUGAGACCUUUGCGAGCCGAGUGACCGUGAAGGAGAACUGCCGCUACACAGUCCAUCCUGAGAAUGAAGACUGGACUUGCUUUGAACAGUCGGCCUCCCUGGAUGUUCGGUCUUUCUUCGGCUUUGAAAGCACCUUGGAGAAGAUCGCCAUGAAGCAGUACACCGCCAACGUCAAGAGGGGAAAGGAGGUGAUUGAGCACUACCUGAGUGAGCUCAUUUCUCAGGGAACAUCUCACAUUCCCCGCUGGACACCUGCCCCAGUCCGGGAGGAAGAUGCCUGCAGCCGGGUUGUGUACCAGUGUUCCAGCUCCAUGGUGACAGACGGCCCCAGGGAUGCCCCAGGCCCUGAUCCUGAGAUGGCCACAGCUGAUGGGGACAAGCUGGAUGCAGACUACAUCGAAAGGUGUCUGGGCCAUCUCACGCCCAUGCAGGAGAGUUGCCUGGUCCAGCUUCGGCACUGGUUACAGGAGACUCACAAAGGCAAGAUCCCCAAAGAUGAGCACAUCCUGCGCUUCCUGCGGGCACGAGACUUCCACCUGGACAAGGCCCGAGACAUGUUGUGCCAGUCCCUGAGCUGGCGGAAGCAGCACCAGGUGGAUCUCCUUCUGCAGACCUGGCAGCCCCCUGCUCCCCUGCAGGAGUUCUAUGCCGGAGGCUGGCACUACCAGGACAUAGGUGCGUGCACCGGGAUGGAAGAAAACGUGCUCUGCACAACAGGGGGCGAGGCACAGCGAUCAGACAGAAGGAAUAGUUUGGAAAGCACAGCACAUGAAGCUUACCGCUUCCUGACCAUGGCACGACCUCUCUUCAACCUAUAUGGGGUGCCAACCGUGCUCUCACAUGCCAACAAGAGAGUCACCAGGAAGCGACUAUCGCAUCUCUCACCAAAGGCCUGGUAUGAUCCUUCCAGCAGUUGCGGGAGUUGGACGCCCAUUGCGACGCACUAUGAGAAGCCGUGCAUAACGCUGCUCGCUGCAGGUAUCGGGUCGAGCCCAACUUGCGAUGGGGCUGACUACCGCCUGCCCCGACGUAGUCCACCUAACGCACGCCACACUUGUCUAGUACCCAUGCACCUGCCUUCUAUUCUCUUCUGUCAACGGCGAAGAAGACAGAAAGAACGCGAAGAGGAACACCCCGAACAAAGCUCGCAGUUAAUGGCCCGCCGUCCCAUCAGGCAAGAACCCAAGUUGCUGGCAAACCCCCCAAAGCAGAGCCCGACGGCCUGUGUCUGCCACAGCUCCUGGACUUGCCUCCUGGACCUGGAGGGCCUCAACAUGCGGCACCUGUGGAGGCCGGGGGUGAAGGCCCUGCUGCGGAUGAUCGAGGUAGUGGAGGACAACUACCCCGAGACCCUGGGCCGGCUGCUCAUCGUGCGUGCGCCUCGCGUAUUCCCGGUGCUAUGGACGCUGGUCAGCCCCUUCAUCAAUGAGAACACCAGGCGGAAGUUUCUCAUCUACAGUGGCAGCAAUUACCAGGGCCCUGGGGGCCUGGUGGACUACCUGGACAAGGAUGUGAUCCCUGACUUCCUUGGAGGAGAGAGUGUGUGUAAUGUUCCAGAAGGAGGCCUGGUCCCCAAGUCCCUGUAUCUGACCGAAGAAGAGCAGGAGCAGGCUGACCAGCUCCGGCAGUGGAGUGAGACCUACCAUGCAGCCAGCGUGUUCCGCGGGACCCCCCACGAGGUUGCCAUGGAAAUUCCAGAAGGGGAGUCAGUCAUCACCUGGGACUUUGACAUUCUCCGAGGAGAUGUGGUGUUCAGUCUGUACCAUGUGAAGCAGGCCCCCAAGCUGGGUCCCCAGGAGCCUGGGGUUAGAGCCAGUGGGCAGCUAAUCGACAAGAGCUGGGUCCUUGGGACAGAUUACAGCCGUGUAGAGGCGCCCCUCAUCUGCCGGGAAGGUCAGAGCGUUCAGGGUUCCCAUGUGACUCAGUGGCCUGGCACCUACCUGCUCCAGUGGCAGAUUCACAGUCCCGCUGAGAGUGUGGCCUGCAGCCUCCCAGGGGUGGAGGAUGUCCUGACGGCUCUGCACAGUCCUGGUCCCAAGUGUAAGCUCCUGUACUACUGUGAAGUGCUGGCAUCUGAAGACUUCAGGGGCUCCAUGUCCAGCCUGGAAUCCUGCACCAGCCGCUUCUCUCAGCUCAGCGCCACCACCUCUUCCUCCUCCUCUGGACAGUCCCACAGUGGCUCAGUGGUGUCCAGAUAGCUGACCGGGAACCUGCUGGCAGCCCGAGUGCUUCUGGUACCAGGCAGUGUCCAGGAUGAGAAGAGGGCCAGUCCAGACACCUGGGACCAUGCUGGAUAUAGAGGGUGGCACAGCUGGGGUGUGGGGACCCCACAGCAGAGAUCCAGCUCUCUGCCUGUGUGCAGAAGGAGCCUUACUUCACCGCCCUUGAGGGGACAAGGACAGGCCCUAUUCUUUUGAAUUUCUUUUAAAAGCUGAGACCUCAUGGAUGCUCCAUCUCCUAUGUCCAAGACCUGGAGACUAGAGCUGGGACAGGGACUGGACUCACCAUUGACUGUGCUUCUAAUAGGUUGGCCCUUUCCUCAGGGAGGCCUUUUCUACCAAGGGAUCAUCACUGUUCGGUGCCCUCACCCAUCUCCCAGGAGAGUACAGAAGGGAACUUCCCCCGUAAUAUGCUUUAUAUUGUAAUAAGCAAAAAACUGUUUCAUUUACUAGAGACAUAUGCUGGAGCAUUGUCAGUUUUAAUUUGUACAGGUAUACCCAUGAUGGCUAUAACUUCUAGCAAACGUGUGAUUAAAGAAUUAGCCUUCUCAGAA
This is a messenger RNA of Peromyscus leucopus (white-footed mouse), 3364 nucleotides long. It is a transcript of the gene Sec14l5, whose product is annotated as SEC14 like lipid binding 5. Lineage: Eukaryota; Metazoa; Chordata; Mammalia; Rodentia; Cricetidae. The transcript is spliced from 17 exons. Gene Ontology annotation, cellular component: cytoplasm. The record is from RefSeq and is a predicted model, not a curated record. The coding region runs from base 297 to 2789 and encodes 830 amino acids.